GUUCAGCCACAGCAAAACAAACCCAGAGGAGUUCUGGAAAGGAAAGUUUUUAACUCUGGGUUUUGCUGUUUUAUCAUUGGUGUGGAAAGGUUUUCACCUACUAGGAUCAGUCAAACAACAGAAACUAUGUCAUGAGCUAAAGACGCCGAAAGAGCAGCAUUCACCAGUGACUAACGAGAAAUUUCAGAAUCCAUAACACUAAAUCAUGUUGGGGAAAAAACUGGUGACCUCACAGAAGCGAGGGGAGACCAGGGCAUUAUGCCUGGGACUAGGAAUGGUUGCAUGCUCAGUGAUGAUGUACUUUUUUAUUGGGAUCACAAUUAUGCCAUCCUACACGAACAGCGUUUGGACCAAAGAAACUACGUGCAAACUGCUCAAAACCAACAUCAAGGACAAAGUCCAAUGCUCGUUCAACAACGGUGCAGAUGACGAAAACAUUUUCCAGUAUCCUUGUCUAGAGGUGUUGGUUGAUUUGAACUUCUCAGGACAAGAAGUUAUGCUCUAUCAUAAUGAAGAAACACAGGAAAGAAAUCCCAAGUGCUCCUAUAUUCCACGAAACUUGAAGAACGACAAAGAAGUUAAAAUGCUAAUAGAAACUGCAGCAGAAAAUUUCCGAAAGCAUCAGACUUUCCCUUGUUAUUACGACCCAGAACGAAGACAGACAAGUGUCAUUUUAAUAAGGCUAUAUCCUCCAAAGGGCCUUUUCUUCGCUUUCCUCUGGCCUUCCCUUAUGUUGACUGGUGGAGUUCUGAUUAUCAUCAUGGUGAAAGUCAGUCAAUAUGUUUCUGUACUUUCUGCUUGGCAAUACAAAACAAACAUAUAAAUGCUCCACAAAAAACAAGCUGAAGUUUCUUUUCCCCACACUCUGCCUUCUUAGUCUGUAUUUUGCAAUUCUUAAAAUGUACCAUGAUCAGUGGUCAGAGUUCGAGAGAAGAGAUAUGUUGUCUGAGUUUAUAUACCAUGGAUUACGAUGAGUUAGAUAUAAAAUAAGACAAGUCUGUGGGAUCCCAGGGAUUGCAUGAGAAUAUUCAAAGCUUUUUUGGUGGUAUUUUUUUGUUUUGUUUGUUUUCAUACAUCAGUCAAUUUCUUGAGGGGUUUGAAUGGUUUUUGUUUUACAGAAAGUAGGUUAAAAAUUCAGCAUUCAAGUUUUGUGACAAAGAGCACAUUGCACAUUUGGGGUUUGAUUUUCAGAAAGUCGAGGCCAGACAUCUAAAUACAUCCUUCUGUAACAACUUCACCUACAUAAUUACUGGAACUAUGUACAUACACGGCAGCAUCCUUUACUUGAGUUUGAAGAAGAGCUGAUUGCACACAGUACACAAAGAUAUGUGCAGAAAUGUGCAUGAACCCUGUCACCCUUCUGAAAAAUCAAGCCAUUAGCAUUUACUAUAUAGGAUUCUAAACACUCCACAAACAAUAUAUGUACUUUUUAAAGGUGCAGGAUUUUUGUAAAGACUAGCUUUUGGAGUUAUGUCUCUGCUUUGGUUUAGUUUUUGAAGUAGAUGCCAGGUCUGCCUUUUAAAGUGCUCUCUUUCCUCCUGUAUCUGACAUAUAAUAUUAAAAAGUCACACCAAAGAAGAUAAGAAUGUGUAAAGAUUGUGUACUUAAAACAAUCAGCAAGUGGUGUGACCCAUAGUGCUGUAGAGAAGGAGUUCAGUGAAUUCAUGUGAGCUUAAGAGAUUUGUGGGAGUGGGGAGAGAGAGAGCACAUCUUGCAAAGACAUUUGCAUCAGCAAAGAAAGGUCUAGGAACUAGAAUCCAGGCUUUUGGGACUGCUCUGAUGCGUACACUGAUGGUCUGUUCUCUGAAAAUGACUGUUGCUCUCCACUCAGUUUCCAAUUCACUGCAGUAUACAAUGGGAAUCCAAAGUACUCCAUGUGUAUUGUGUUUGACUAGCUCUCUUGAUAUGGAUAGCACAGGUAGCGUUGCCAACUUUCUAACGGCACAAAACCGAACACCCUUGCCCCACCCCUUCCACAAGGCUCUUCUUCUGCCCCUUCUCUGAGGCCCUGCCUCCCACUCACUCCAGCCCCCUCCCUCUGUCACUCGUUCUCUCCCACCCUCACUUACAUUGGCUAGGGCGGGGAUUGGUGUAAGGGGGGGGUGAGGGCUUCAGC
Gopherus flavomarginatus (Mexican gopher tortoise) is the source of this 2116-nucleotide messenger RNA. RefSeq names its product potassium calcium-activated channel subfamily M regulatory beta subunit 1 (gene KCNMB1). Gene Ontology annotation, biological process: potassium ion transport; detection of calcium ion. The transcript is spliced from 4 exons. Gene Ontology annotation, cellular component: voltage-gated potassium channel complex; membrane. The coding region runs from base 206 to 823 and encodes 205 amino acids. The record is from RefSeq and is a predicted model, not a curated record. NCBI's taxonomy places the organism in Eukaryota, Metazoa, Chordata, Testudines, Testudinidae. Gene Ontology annotation, molecular function: potassium channel regulator activity; calcium-activated potassium channel activity.